UAAAUCUGUCACGUGAAAUCUUUCCAAGAGGAACAAUAUGUAAGAAGAGUCAUCACUGCUAUGAAUCCUCAGAUAGAGGGAGAGAGACACCUGAGAAUAUUGGUCAACUAUGCCACUUCAAAUCUUCUUCUUCUUCUGGUUUAUUGUAUGUGGCACGGUAGAAGCCCUGAAAUGCAACUUCUGCCUGGAGCCAAAAUCUGAUCACUGCGCGUCCGAAGAAACCAUAGAUUGCGAUGACAAUGAUGGGUGUGCUGCAGUGUCUGGUUUCUUUCAGACCGGGUCGGAGAGGAAGAAAUUUAUUUACAAAGGUUGCCGGUUUCUGCUAGAAUGCGAUUCGUGGCUCUGCAGUUUCAUAAAUGGUACCUAUAUGAAGUCCUACAUCACGUGCUGCGACGGGAAGAUGUGCGACCUCAGUUAUUACGUACCCAGAGAGAAUGAUCAAAGUAGCGGCAUCAACUGCGGAGUGUGCGCCGGAAUAUUCUCUACACAAAGAUGUUCCCGAACACAGAAACGGCAAUGCAGACGUGGUGAGGUGCUGUGCAUGGACCAUGGAAAAGAUGCCAAUAAACCAGAUGGAGCUGAAGCUGCUGUUUCCAAUAAUUCUGAAACUACUAUUCCUUUUGUCUCUUACUUAAGAGACCUUAUUGAAGCGUUCAGUGAACUUCUUGAUGUUAUGCAGAUGAAAAGUACAAGGCCUAAUCUGACAGCCAGUGCAAAGUGCCGUGACCAAUAGGCAGUAAAAGCAGCUAUCCGGAUUUCAGGUCACUGCAGUCAGAUUAGUCAACGGGCAAUCCUGAUUGGUUAAUGAAAAUUACACCAGGUGGUGUGAACACCAGGGGCCAGAUUGACGUAGCGCAGCGGAUCUUUAGAUCCACUGGUUCUACGUGAAUUAAG
Molecule: messenger RNA, 894 nt
Organism: Rana temporaria (common frog)
Lineage: Eukaryota; Metazoa; Chordata; Amphibia; Anura; Ranidae
Exons: 5
Coding region: 110-733 (207 amino acids)
Source: RefSeq, a predicted model, not a curated record